This is a messenger RNA of Sardina pilchardus (European sardine), 3271 nucleotides long. It is a transcript of the gene atp6v0a2b, whose product is annotated as ATPase H+ transporting V0 subunit a2b. Gene Ontology annotation, molecular function: ATPase binding; proton-transporting ATPase activity, rotational mechanism. The transcript is spliced from 21 exons. The record is from RefSeq and is a predicted model, not a curated record. Bases 304 to 2850 code for a protein of 848 amino acids. Lineage: Eukaryota; Metazoa; Chordata; Actinopteri; Clupeiformes; Clupeidae. Gene Ontology annotation, biological process: proton transmembrane transport; vacuolar acidification. Gene Ontology annotation, cellular component: vacuolar proton-transporting V-type ATPase, V0 domain; vacuolar proton-transporting V-type ATPase complex; plasma membrane.
UUCCACGCUCUGCUGUUAACGCAACAGGAAAUACCCCUGUAUGGUUUGUCUCUAACUUAAUUUGCUGUUGUUUUCGAAAGAUUUGGAUUAUAUAUUGUUAUCGGACGUGAAACUUUCAUUUUGAUGAGUGUGUUAGCUGCUUGGCCAUACAUACGUCUUUGGUGAUGUUUACACGUCAGCACACAACUCGUGUGUAGCAACCUUUCUUUUACUGCCUAUGUGCGUUACUCAAAGUGGACUGAAGUUGAACGUGGAAGGUAAACGUCAUCUAAUGAAUGCAAAUUAAGAAAUAAAGGACUCAGCAUGGGCCUGUUUCGGAGCGAGGAGAUGUGCUUGGCCCAGCUGUUUUUGCAGUCUGGAUCUGCAUAUGACUGCAUCAGUGAACUAGGAGAAUUGGGACUUGCGGAAUUCAGAGAUCUUAAUCCAAGUGUCAACGCCUUUCAGCGUAAAUUUGUAACUGAAAUUAAAAGAUGUGAAGACAUGGAGCGGAUUUUAGGAUAUUUACUAAAGGAGAUCAAGAAGUCAGAUAUUCCACUACCUGAGGGGCAGGUGAAUCCAAAUGCUCCCCUACCUAAGCAAGCUUUGUCCGUUAUGGAGCAGCUUCAGAGACUUGAGCUGGAAUUGAGUGAGGUGACCAGGAACAAAGAAAAACUACAGAAGAAUCUUCUGGAACUGACAGAGUACACCCACAUGCUGCACAUUACAAAGAAUUUUGCACAGCGCAACACGGAGUAUGAGUCUAUUCAGACCCAGUAUGAAGAGUUCCCUUUCUUGGAAAAAGAAUCCAUCAUGGAUUAUAGCAGCAUGCAGAGGCUGGGGGCUAAACUCGGCUUCAUCUCCGGCUUAAUCCAGCGGGUUAAAAUAGAGGCCUUCGAACGGAUGUUGUGGAGGGUCUGUAAAGGCUACACUAUCCUCAGUUACUCAGAGAUUGAUGAGUGCCUUCAGGAUCCUGAAUCGGCUGAAGAUCCAAGGACCGUGGUGUUCCUGAUAUCCUAUUGGGGUGAUCAGAUUGGACAGAAAGUGAAGAAAAUUUGUGACUGCUAUCACUGUCACCUUUAUCCAUACCCCAAUAGCAAUGAAGAAAGGGCUGAUGUGAUUGAUGGCUUGAAAACACGUAUCCAGGACCUGCACACAGUUCUUCAUCGGACCGAAGACUAUCUACGGCAAGUGUUGAACAAGGCUUCUGAGUCUGUAUAUACCUGGGUAAUCCAGGUAAAGAAAAUGAAGGCCAUAUAUCAUAUUCUAAACCUCUGCAGCUUUGAUGUCACCAACAAGUGCCUCAUUGCAGAGGUCUGGUGCCCCCUCAAUGACCUACCAGCCCUGCGAAGGGCACUGGAAGAAGGUUCGCGAAGGAGUGGAGCCACUGUGCCAUCAUUUGUGAAUCGCAUUCCCAGCAAUGACACUCCACCCACUCUUAUCAGGACCAACAAGUUCACUUCAGGAUUCCAGAACAUUGUGGAUUCCUAUGGUGUAGGGAACUACAGAGAGGUCAACCCAGCUCCAUAUACCAUCAUCACCUUUCCUUUUCUGUUUGCUGUGAUGUUUGGAGAUCUGGGCCAUGGCAUUUUAAUGGCAUGCUUUGCUUUGUGGAUGGUGCUGUAUGAAAAUGACCGUAAAUUGAAACACACCAGAAAUGAGAUCUGGAACACCUUCUUUGAGGGCCGCUACCUUAUUCUGAUGAUGGGACUGUUUUCGGUGUACACCGGAUUUAUCUACAAUGAUUGUUUCUCCAAGUCCCUCAACCUUUUUGGCUCUAGAUGGAAUGUAACAGCCAUGUUCACCCAUGGUAACUGGACGCAAGAAACAAUAAAGAAACCUGGAAUGCUCAGUCUUGAUCCCAGUGUCAUUGGAGUCUUCAGUGGGCCCUAUCCAUUUGGUAUUGACCCAAUAUGGAAUCUGGCAUCAAAUCGUCUCACUUUCCUAAACUCUUAUAAGAUGAAAAUGUCUGUGAUUCUGGGAAUCAUCCAUAUGAGCUUUGGUGUUAUCCUUGGAGUCUUCAACCACCUGCAUUUCAGAAAAAAGUUUUGUGUGUAUUUGAUGUUCAUCCCUGAGCUUCUCUUCUUGUUAUGCGUGUUUGGAUACCUAGUCUUCAUGAUAAUUUACAAAUGGCUGGCUUUCUCUGCUAAGGACUCGAAGACUGCACCCAGCAUCCUCAUCCAUUUUAUCAACAUGUUCCUGAUGCAGGGGGACACGAUCCAGCCUUUAUAUUCAGGACAGGCUGGUGUGCAAGCGUUCUUACUGGUCAUUGCCUUUCUAUCUGUUCCUGUCCUACUUUUUGGAAAACCAUUGUAUCUUUACUGGCUCCAUAAAGGCAGAAACCAUCUCCAUAUGUAUCAAGGCUAUGAACGGGUUAGACGCUGCAGCGAAGAGGAAAUUAGCCUCAUGCGGGCUCAUGAUAUGGAAGAGGGCACUAACCAUGAUGCUCUGAUGUCUAGUUCAGAAAGCCAGUCAGAAGAGAUUGACUUUGCUGACGAGUUCUUGCAUCAAGCCAUUCAUACCAUAGAGUACUGCCUCAGCUGCAUCUCCAACACGGCAUCCUACCUAAGACUGUGGGCCCUUAGUUUGGCACAUGCACAGCUGUCGGAGGUGCUGUGGUCAAUGGUGAUGCGCGUAGGACUACGGGUAGACACCAGAGUGGGUGUUGUUUUUCUGGUGCCAGUUUUCGGUCUGUUCGCAGUGCUCACCGUGUCCAUUCUGCUGGUAAUGGAGGGAUUGUCUGCAUUCUUGCAUGCUCUGAGGCUGCACUGGGUGGAAUUUCAAAACAAGUUCUACAGUGGGACAGGCACGAAGUUCAACCCCUUUACUUUUUCCGUCUUCCACAACAGUAUCAACAGUGAAAGCCUUCUCUAAAUAGGAGCCAGUAGGAUACCAACUUUCCUUUUUUUCCUUUUUUUCUUGUACUACCACUGCUGACUUAAAAUAAAUGUUAAGAUGUAUUUUAUCACAGAUAUCCUUGUACAAAUUCAGCUAAAUGAGUCUAUUGUUUCAUUCCUAGUGUUUUGUCACCAGUUUAUUGGAUAUCAACUUGUUAUUGUAAUAAACAUUGUGUAUAUAAGCACUUCUUUAAAAAAAAAAAAAAAAAAAAAAAAAAAAAAACUUGCUCAUAGGCUCUACUAUGAAGUAAUUGCAAAGAAUUCUCUCUCUGUGCACUGAAGGUUGACUUGGUAUAUUUUCUAUCUGUGAUUUUAAAUGGUAUGUGGAAUCUAGACUAUUUUUGUGCCAAAUUGUGCAAUGCAUUUUAUUUCAGAUUAAAUGUAUGGUUAAAACACAA